Belonocnema kinseyi is the source of this 2179-nucleotide messenger RNA. Its product is annotated as synaptotagmin-10-like. Lineage: Eukaryota; Metazoa; Arthropoda; Insecta; Hymenoptera; Cynipidae. Bases 335 to 1876 code for a protein of 513 amino acids. Gene Ontology annotation, molecular function: SNARE binding; calcium-dependent phospholipid binding; phosphatidylserine binding. The record is from RefSeq and is a predicted model, not a curated record. Gene Ontology annotation, biological process: cellular response to calcium ion; calcium-ion regulated exocytosis; regulation of calcium ion-dependent exocytosis. Gene Ontology annotation, cellular component: membrane. The transcript has 10 exons.
AUCCACCCCAUACCAUUGCCAUCGGUUCGCAUCAUCUCGUGCCUGUCCUGGAUGGCUGGUGUACCCUCGUACCUGGAGGACUAGGGACUGCUCGCUUCGGUGUUAGCUCGAGGCCUCUUGCGCCAGCGCAGGCAGAUUGAACACGCAAAAGUGUACCGUCGCUAAACGCGACGUUGUACUGCUCUCGGCGCUGUACUGUGCCGUUGCUUUCUCUUGUAGAAGCCGCAUCACUAGCAGGAGCUGAAGUUCACCAAACAGCUGGAAAACCUCAUCCUUAUUGGCCAGCGAGUUUCCCGAACUCUUCGAUCACACCACCCCCCUGAGGCUGCCUAUCAUGGGAGUUGUUAAAUCUGUCUCGCAAAGCAUCCUCGAGGAUAACAUCGUCCCCAGUGAAGAAGCCAAUUAUUCAAUUCAAGUUCACGCACAAGUGUGGAGCGAAAUUUUUUGCUAUCAGCUGCUAAUAGGGGCUGGAUUAGCAUUCAUGGCGCUGGUUUUACUAGCAGCAGUAAGUUUUCAAUGCUCCUCAACCUGGCGAUGGCUCAUGGGAGUCACCAGACACGAAAAUCUAGAAAGUUCUGAAGGUGACGUCUCACAGAAAAAUGCUAUUCGCAUUAGCCACUCUUUGCCUGACCUACAGACGGAUCCAAUCACCCAUGAAUAUGUUCAGGAGCAAAAAGACAACAAAAAGGUACUGCGUCAAACAACGUUACCAAUCGUACCGAUGAGACACCAAACUUUUCAAAGACAACUUUCUCAUCGUCUUGAUCUUCCAAAUAUCCAAUUCAGCAUCUGCAGCCUUGAAAAUCGCAGCGAUUCCAGUCUUGGGCUAAUUAAACCGGAAUUGUACAAAAAGGAUUUAACGAGGCAGGAAAGCAACGAGAGUUCCAGUACGACUGACAUGGAGUAUGCUGGAAAGCUGCACUUCGCUUUGCGCUACGAUACAGAAAUUGAGGGACUCGUAGUCAAGGUUUUGGAAGCUCGUGAGUUGCCAGUGAAGGACAUGACUGGAAGCAGUGAUCCUUACGUUAAAGUUUAUCUUUUGCCUGAUAGGAAAAAAAAAUACCAGACUAAAGUUCAUAGAAAAAACUUAAAUCCAAUAUUUAAUGAAACCUUUAUCUUCAGUGUACCCUACGAAGACUUGAGAGAACGUUACGUGCAACUUUCAGUCUACGACUUUGAUCGAUUUUCACGCCAUGACUUAAUUGGACAAGUAGUGCUUAGAGGACUGUUGGAUUGCACCGAUCUUGAACAUGAAAUAGAGUAUACAAUGGAUAUUUUGUGCGCAAUGCAGGAAAAAGUAGAUCUGGGAGAACUGAUGUUGACGUUGUGCUAUUUGCCUACAGCUGGUCGUUUAACAUUGACUGUCAUUAAAGCAAGAAAUUUAAAAGCCAUGGAUAUCACAGGAUCUUCUGAUCCUUAUGUAAAGGUGUAUCUUCUUUGCCAGGGAAAAAGGAUAAAAAAGAAAAAAACGAGUGUCAAGAAAAAUUGUUUAUGUCCUGUUUACAACGAGGCGCUUGUAUUCGAUGUGCCAUCCGAGAAUGUGGAGGACGUUAGUCUUAUUAUAAAAGUGAUCGAUUAUGACAGGAUCGGGUCCAAUGAACUGAUGGGAUGCACAGCAAUAGGAUCAAGCUUCAUUGGAGUUGGUCGAGAUCAUUGGUUGGAGAUGUUAGACAAUCCGAGAAAACCAGUAGCGCAAUGGUACCCGUUGAUGGAAACGGUUGCUGGACAUAUUCCUGCAGUAUCGUCUGAACUCUUGCCAGUAAGCUUAAGCUGCUUCAACAGCAGGCCUGUCCAGAGAGGGGAAUUUGACUCAAACACCACAUGCCUGAGCCUUGAGAAACGUCAUAACUGCACGAAAAGCGAUUUGGGACUUUAACCCCACGACCAAACUCUACUCGCUGCCGGAAAGGCUUCGUAGUUGUUCGUGAUGCGUGCCACGUGACCAAGGAUAUUAUACACCUAGAUGCGGCAAGUAGCGGCGGAGUGGGGAUAGAAUUAUUAGUAGGUCAAGAUAAAUUUAGACGACGCUGUCGGCGGAAAUCUUAACCCAUCCCGCUGGGCCUCUCUACCCACACAACUAUCCAUCCCCUCAUAACAGUGUUGUGAGUAAAAUGUUACCCGACGAUCGAGGAAAAUAACAAUAAAAUAACAAUAAAAUAACAAUAACUAAUAACAAAUU